Messenger RNA from Clunio marinus, 240 nucleotides. The record is from the annotation of a GenBank genome assembly. Lineage: Eukaryota; Metazoa; Arthropoda; Insecta; Diptera; Chironomidae.
AUGGUGAUUUCGAAUUUAUUAAUGAAACAUUGUAACCAGACAAUUAUUAACAAGAACUCAAAAGUAAAUCUCCAUGAAAAGAACAGUCGAAUGAAAACUUCGUCAGCAAAUGUUAUGUCAUUAAGGACAAAUGGAAAUGCAGAUUACUCUCAAGAGAAAAUCCGUGGCGGUGCAUUAACUGAGUGCUCACAUCCGAUAAAUGUUUUGAAAAUCUUGAACAGCUUUAAUAAACAGGUUUAG